AUAGAAAAUUCUAUUCAGUCUGUGUUUAUUUGCCAAUCGGUUAACUAAUUCGUGAUUAAAAAUGUGGCUCAAAGUAAUUCUUUGUUUUUUCUUUGCCAUAUCCACUGUAAAUAAAGUUUAUGCGAAUUUCGAGGAGUACAGUAUCUUUGAAGACGAUGAUAUUUAUGGAAAACCUGUAACUGUUACGAAUAUCACGGGGAAUACAGAAACUAUGAUAUUUCCCGGCACCAAAUGGUGCGGUCCAGGUGAUAUUGCGAAAAAUUACAAUGACUUGGGAACCUAUCGGGAGACAGACAAGUGUUGCAGGGAACACGAUAACUGUGGAGACUUGAUUUUGCCACGAAAAUCAAAGCAUGGUCUUGAAAAUCCAGAUAGUUUUACGAGGCUAUGUUGCGACUGCGAACAGAAGUUUAUUAAUUGUUUGAAGAAAGCGAACGAUAUGAUUUCAUGGACGAUUGGUAAAUUAUAUUUCAAUGCCAGGAAUACAUGUUACAGGCAGGACCACCCAGUUAUUGAGUGUACAGAAUUUCAACGCGGUUUCGUUACACGUCGUAAACGGUGCAUCAAGUAUAAAAUGCAGAAGGAUAAGCCUAAGAAAUGGCAAUGGUUUGACAUUCCAUUUUUCACUGAAUAAUGUCUCCAUGUUUAAUAAAAUUCAAUGAAGGAAAUUUCAGAUUGUUCU
Messenger RNA from Hermetia illucens (black soldier fly), 682 nucleotides. RefSeq names its product phospholipase A2-like. The transcript has 2 exons. Lineage: Eukaryota; Metazoa; Arthropoda; Insecta; Diptera; Stratiomyidae. The record is from RefSeq and is a predicted model, not a curated record. Gene Ontology annotation, biological process: arachidonate secretion; phospholipid metabolic process. The coding region runs from base 62 to 634 and encodes 190 amino acids.